AUGAAAAAAUAUGGUUAUUGCUAUAACUGCUUGGCCAUAUCACAUAGCUACAAGAACUGUGUGACUAAAUUCUCGUGUCGUAAGUGUCACAAAAAACACAAUACUCUGAUACACAGAGAAUCCAGCUUUCGACCUGAAUCCACUCCGGAAAUACCAAACGUCAUUAGUUCGAACCCUGAAAACGCUUCAAGUACCGCACUACCCACCCAAAGCACAAAUACAAAUCGGCAAUCCUACACAACAACUAUACAGUCCACCAAAUCAUCAACCCAAGACCCACCCAACCCAAGUAGGAAGCAGAUAUUACUCGGUACUGCAAUGGUUCAAGUAGAACAUAAUGGCCAGCGAUAUUCCGCGAGAGCUCUUAUUGAUUCAGGAUCGGAAGCCACAUUUAUAUCUCGAAGACUUCAAAGAAGUUUGGAUAUUCCCACCCACUCUGUAUCAGCCCAAGUGACCGGACUAAACAAUGCAGUUUCAGCAACACCAACGAGUAUUUGUGAAAUCACGCUUUGCUCACCCUUGAAUAUAAAUUAUAAGCUAUCAGCACAGGCAUUUAUACUAAAUAGCCUAACUGAUAAUUUACCCUCAUACCCCAUAGAUCCAAAGCAGUGUCUUAAAAAUCUUGGAUUCGCGUUAGCCGACACCCAAUUUCACAAACACAGACCCGUGGAUUUUCUAAUCGGCAGUGAUAUCUAUCCAAGUAUUUUACUCAAUGGAGUAAAGAGAAACGUACUAGGUUCACUCUUAGCUCAAGAGACAGAAUUCGGAUGGAUAUUGUCCGGACCCAUAACCCAGAAUCUACUCACACGUUUUUGGGAGGUGGAGGAAAUCCCAAAGGAAUCCGUAGUUUCCAAAUCGGACCAAAUUUGUGAGGAAACUUUCCAAAAAACUACCGGUCGUAAUCCAGAUGGGCGCUAUAUAGUAACCCUACCCUUCAAAGAACCCGACAAUAUUGAUAUCGGAUACUCUAGACAUAUAGCGUUGGCCCAAUUCCUCCGAAAUGAACGAGCUUUACUUAAAAAACCCGAAGUGAAGGCAGAAUAUGACAAAGCAAUUAUGGAAUAUUUGGAACUCGGACAAAUGAAGAAAGUAGAAUAUGACCCUUCUGGUAAAGCGACCCAAUAUUACUUAUCACACCACGCAGUCAUUAAACCCGAUCGUAUAACCACGAAAUUGCGUGUGAUUACGGAUGGCAAUGCGAAGACGGAUGUCUCCAAUCGCCGUGAGCCCGGCAUGUUUUGUGGCGAGGCCGAGCAGACGCAAACUUUCAUCAGUGAGACCAACUAUGUCAAAGUGUUUACCGAUCAGAAAUAUGUAUGUAAAAGGAAAUAA
Molecule: messenger RNA, 1332 nt
Organism: Bactrocera neohumeralis
Lineage: Eukaryota; Metazoa; Arthropoda; Insecta; Diptera; Tephritidae
Exons: 2
Coding region: 1-1332 (443 amino acids)
Source: RefSeq, a predicted model, not a curated record